Molecule: messenger RNA, 498 nt
Organism: Hydra vulgaris (swiftwater hydra)
Lineage: Eukaryota; Metazoa; Cnidaria; Hydrozoa; Anthoathecata; Hydridae
Source: RefSeq, a predicted model, not a curated record
AUGGUUGUUUUGGCUGAAUCUUUUUUACAAUACCAUGAGGAAAAAGCAAUAAAAAUGGCAACGACAAUGAUUCCUUUAAUUGAUAUUAAAUCCUUUCAUAGAUAUGUUGACGAUAGCCAUGCAAGGUUUUCUAGCUUAAAUCAAGCGGAACAAUUCCAAACAAUUGUUAACAGACAACAUCCUUCUUUAAAAUAUACUAUUGAGGUUGAAAACAAAAAUAAGAUACUUAACUUUUUGGAUAUAACUGUUAUUAAUAAUACACAAGGAAAAUAUGAGUUCAAGGUUUACAGAAAGGAUGCAAUAACCAAUAUCCAAAUCAAACCUCAUUCUAAUCAUUGUCCUAAAAUUUUAAAAGCAAUAUUCAAAGGAUACAUACACAGAGCAUACUCAAUAUGCAGCGAAAACCAUUUAAAAUAUGAGAUAAAUUUUUUAAUUCAAGUGUUUACUGAAAAUGGAUACGAUGAAAAAAUGCUUAAAGAUAUUUCUAAUCAGGUUUGA